This is a messenger RNA of Lactuca virosa, 1151 nucleotides long. The record is from the annotation of a GenBank genome assembly. Lineage: Eukaryota; Viridiplantae; Streptophyta; Magnoliopsida; Asterales; Asteraceae.
AUGUUCAUAUGUUUCAGUAAAAAGUUAUUGGUUAUUCAAGCAUGGAGUAUCGAUUUCUCUGUGGAUUUUGCUUUUGCGAUUAAAAGGAACUUAGAACAUACAACGUUUAAGGCAUCGACGACUCAGGAGUGUAAGUUGUUGAUAUUUGCUUUAGCUGUUGAUUGCGUUCUGCUCUACGGGUUGCUCAUCAGCUCUACUCAAGGUGAAGUAGGAAGAAAAGUUCUAGCAGAUAUUAGUAAUUCUCACGGUUAUCUUCAAAAGAAUGAAGCUUUUAAUGGCUCCAAAUCUGGAAAAGUUAAAAUGGAAAAAGUAGCAUAUUCUCAACGGGCUUCAAUUUCUACAAAAUCAAGGGAUGCGAGUUCUUUAUCAGGGAGCAGUGUUGGAAGCCAGAGUGAAGCUGUUGAAAGUCGUGUUACACAGGGGUAGAGUUUUUUUAGGAGUUUGGCUGAAUAAGAAGCUUUACAUGAUUCUGACUGAAAAACAAUAUGUUUGUGAGCGCAAGGCUGCUGCUGGUCUCUUUAAUUAGGAGGAAGAUAUAUAUGUGCCAAGAGCACCUGGAACAUUAGAUGUUAUUGGAGGAAUUGUUGACUACUCUGGAAGUCUUGUUUUGCAGAGAAGCUUGUCAUAAUGUUGUUCAAAAAAUCCAGCCAAGUAAACAGAGGUUAUGGAAGCAAAUGUGCUCCAGAUUGUAAGUUCAACAUAAUCUUUAUAAAUAAUGCAUUUUCCUUUUAAUAAUUUCCACUUAUAAAGUAAUGAAAAAUAGGGUAAGUUACAUUUUUUGUCCCUGUGGUUUGGAUUUGGUCCAAUAUAAAUGGCCAUUUAUAUAUAUCAUAUAGCUUAUUGACACCAAGGAUUCAAAUGUGCUUUUUUGUUUUGAUUCAUUUCUUUGCAUUCCAAGUCAAUACCGAAUUGAUUCACAGAGAGAUGUACAAACUAUCAUAUUUGCAAUGCAAGUAGGAUGCUAAACCCCUAGCUGAACACCCAGAAAGCAAAAUAUUAUACCAUUUGGAAGAAGAUCUUUAGGGAGCAAAGAAGGGCACGCAAUGAUGAGAAGCAAUCCAUUGUUGAUGCUGUUUUUUAUAAAUCAUGUAGAAUGUAGUGUUAUGUACACAAAUGAUAAGGCAUGUGAAGAUUAUUCAAAUUUCCUCAAG